AUGUCCCCAAAUGGAGGUGAUUAUAGUAUUAGAAAUAGUCAAGUGUCUUGGGUGUACCUGCGCCCGAUCGAUCGCUGCCUCACUGAUGCCUCAGGAAUAAGGCUGCAUUCAGAUGUACAGGCUCCAACAUCCGAGUUGUGCUAUAGAGAAUGA
Molecule: messenger RNA, 153 nt
Organism: Aspergillus niger
Lineage: Eukaryota; Fungi; Ascomycota; Eurotiomycetes; Eurotiales; Aspergillaceae
Exons: 2
Coding region: 1-153 (50 amino acids)
Source: RefSeq, a predicted model, not a curated record